Molecule: messenger RNA, 2221 nt
Organism: Vigna angularis (adzuki bean)
Lineage: Eukaryota; Viridiplantae; Streptophyta; Magnoliopsida; Fabales; Fabaceae
Product: protein IQ-DOMAIN 28
Exons: 7
Coding region: 329-1957 (542 amino acids)
Molecular function (GO): protein binding
Source: RefSeq, a predicted model, not a curated record
GAAACAUGAAACAUGAAACCUCGAGGGAGGUAUCUUGCAGUGUGCAUUACAGAGUCUCUUCAAUUCCAUAGGACACUGUCACUUCUGUCGGCUCCUUAAUGACUAUUUAUUUAUUUAUCUGUCUCUUAAAUUAAUUAGUAACGUUUUCUUUCUAAGUUUUCUUCUCUUCUCAGUUUCUUCAAAUGCUAUCUCCACCUGUUCCUUUCGUUGUUGUUGGCAUCAAACGUUUGUGGUUUUCCUACUUUCACUGUUUCCUUAUGGGAAAGCGUGCACCUUGAAGAUUCUGAUAUUGGAAGUCUGUGCUUUCUGAAGUAUUGAUUUUGCCGUGAUGGGAAGACAGAGUCCUGGAAAAUGGAUCAGAAACUUGCUUCUGGGGAAGAAAUCGUCGUCAAAGUCUAAGUCUUCAAGAGAGAAAGAUAUUUAUAAACCUUCAAGUACCAAGGAUGUUCUGGCGGUGUCUUCGGAGACAUCCAUGUCUUCUUCCAUAUCUGGUGCAAAUGCUAUUAAAGGAAAACUAUCAGAAAAGGAAGUAAUUAGUGUAUCAUCAAAUGAUGGGAUCAUUCUUACAACUGAAGAUGAGCAUGCCAAUGGACAAUCUCAUGAUAAUUUUUAUUCUGAGGACCGUAAUGAGAAAAGCAGGCUAAUAAAAACAGCAAUAAUAACAAUUCAGGCUGCAAUUAGAGGAUAUCAGGCGCGAGGGACAUAUAAAACUGUAAAAGAUAUCAUUCCACUGCAAGCUUAUAUUCGUGGCCAGUUGGUUCGAAGACAAGCUAUUUCUGCUUUGUAUUGUGUGAAGUCAAUAGUAAGAUUUCAAGCAUUGGCCCGUGGUUACAAGGUUAGGCACUCUGAUAUUGGCCUUGCAGUCCAGAAACUUUUGAAGGAUACUAAAUUCUCGAAAUCUACUGGAGUAGUUACAUCUACACAGGCAGUGAAGCUCUCAGAUAAGACCUUUGCUCACAAGCUUCUGGCUUCAUCACCCUAUGCUGUUUCUCCACGUCUCAAAUAUAAUACUGGUGAACCUAACUUGGUUUGGGAAUGGCUUGGCCGUUGGACGAAAUCACACUUUUGGGUACCUCUUCAAGAAGCGCAGAGAUCUGAUUCAGUGUCUGAUAAGAAAAAUGGAAGUUCUCAAACUGUAGAAACUAAUAAGGGACAAGUUAAAAAAAAUGCCAGGAAAGGAACUCCUCAUGAUUUAGUCUCAGAUUCCAACAAACAUAAACGGUAUCCAAAAAAGGAUUCAAACCCCGCAUUGCAUUCAGCUAAGGAACAUCCACCAAAGGAACUUGAGAAAAGGAGUUCUAAAAAAUCUCAAAUUCAGAAUGUUUCUGAUAAGUCGGAGGCUUCUGAUGAGAAGAGAAGACUCAUGGUAAGAAAAGUUUCAGAUCAUACAAAAGUCAAUGAUGUUCCAGAGGAGGAUGCUGGUGCUUCAUCAGAGAAGAUGAAAUAUUUGGCAGUGUCAAAGUCAGAAGAGUGUGAUCUUGGGAAAAGUCUUAUACAGCAAGCACAAGAGCAUGAUAAUAAUGAGCCAUGUAAUGGUACUAAUUCUCCCUUGCAGCCUAGUUUGAUGAAUAGUAAAGAUGGAGGAGUGAUUGAGGAGUUGAAUGAUGUGAAGAGUAAGAAUUUCCAGAGAAGAGCUUCCCUGCCUGCUAAUUUUACAGAUCUUGAAAAUGUGUUGCAUGAUAACACUCCAAGACUUCCAAGUUACAUGGCUCCCACUGAAUCUACAAAAGCUAAGCUAAGAGGACAGUGCUCUCCACGGUCUGUUAGUGAUCUGGCAGAUGUAAGCAGAAUAACUCGCCGGCUUUCGCUUUCAUCUUCGCUUAGUGUCAAGCUAGGUUCAUUCUCUCCACGAUCAGAUAGAUUGGCUGCCUUGACCAACAAGAUAAGGACUGACAGAUCUCUAUCAUCUUCAAGGGAUGGAACUCAUAAGUUGAAUCAACCUCAGUGGAGAAGGUGACGCUACAUUAUCCUUCAGAUCAAAGAUGCUGCAAGGAGGUCCAACAGAUAGUGAAAUAUAUGCUGACUUUUCCCUUCUUUACUCAUAAUUCUUAUCUAUGAUCAUAAAUAUUGAUGGAUAUGUCUUGUAAUAAGAGUCUUUGUAUCAAUUUAUUUUAUGUAUGAUACUAUGAAUAUGUUGGUGGGGCUGUAUUUGUCAUAUUGUACUCCUCAAAAAAGGGUUUCAAGGAGAUGAUUUCAAAUUCUGAGAACACUUUCGGAUCAA